This is a messenger RNA of Penicillium lagena, 1104 nucleotides long. RefSeq lists its product as uncharacterized. Lineage: Eukaryota; Fungi; Ascomycota; Eurotiomycetes; Eurotiales; Aspergillaceae. Bases 1 to 1104 code for a protein of 367 amino acids. The record is from RefSeq and is a predicted model, not a curated record. The transcript is spliced from 4 exons.
AUGGGGUCACGAUUUAAAGGCGACACCAAAGACCCGGCGGUCAACGUCACAACUUGGGUUCUUUUGGUUACAAUCAUUUUCAGUGUCUCUGCUCGAGUAGGGACUAAAUUCCGACUGUUCAAAAAACUGACCGUGGACGACCUUUUGAUUAUUGUAUCUUUGGUCUUUGCUAUCGGUCAGAGUAUCGCUAUAUCGCUGGCAGUUGGAUCCGGCUAUGGAAAUCAUUACAAAGCUGUCUCCAGUCCUGAAGCGGACCAGGUGAUGAAGAACCUCUUCGCCGGGUCUCUGCUAUACAUCCUCAGUCUAGCGUUCUCGAAACUAUCCCUAGCUAUAUUCAUCCGGAACCUUACACCAUCAUUGAAGGACAAGAAGCUCGCCCGAGCGGUUGAAACCAUUAUCUAUGCCUGGGCGGUUGUUGCAAUUUUCGGGACUGCAUUCCAAUGCUCCUUGCCACGCACUUGGGAUUUUUGGAAAGGCCAGUGCUUUAAUGUGAGCAUACUGACGAGGCUCAAUGGGGAUUUGCAGUUGGCAUGGCGCUACUUCAUUGCUAUCUCGAAUAUUCUUACCGACCUCUUAAUCUUCGCGCAGGCGAUGAUCCUGAUCGCCAGUAUCCAAACGACGCUAGAGCGACGCCUGAUAUUUGCGAGUAUCUUCCUACCCCGGCUUUUUGUGGUUGUCGCAACUAUCGUUGAGAUUGCAUUUAUCAAGAAAGGCACUAAAACUACCGAUCCGACCUAUACUAUGUGUGAUAUCACAAUUUUCGAAGUGAUUAUCCAAUGCUUGAGCAUUGUUACUGCUUGCUGGGGUCAACUGAAGCCCUUCCUAUCAUGGAUGCGAUCCAAUGGACUCAAGCUCGAUGGCGUGGAGGACCCUACCUCCUGGAACUAUAAGAUGAGCACGCGAUCGCAGACGCGGUCUAAAUCGCGGGACCGCAAGAGCCGAUUGGAGAGCCAUGAGAUUUUCCCUCUGCCGAUGCGGCGAGAUCAAAUCCUCGUAACGCAAGACUGGGAAGUGGACAGCCAGUCGAGCCGGGCGCACAUCGUGGAGUCCGAGCCCCGCCCCUGGACGGGCGACGGCCAACGAUCGCCCAAUCAACCAAGUUAG